Molecule: messenger RNA, 1422 nt
Organism: Oryctolagus cuniculus (rabbit)
Lineage: Eukaryota; Metazoa; Chordata; Mammalia; Lagomorpha; Leporidae
Source: RefSeq, a predicted model, not a curated record
UGGGUCCGCCCUGGGGGGGGCGCCCCCCGUGCCCUCCAGGCCGGGGGCUUCCCCUGACCCUUUCGGGCCUCCCCCCCAGGUGCCCUCGCGCCCCAACCGCGCCCCGCCCGGGGUCCCCAGAAUCACUCUCAGUGAGCCCUGAGGAGCGUCAGCCACGCAGGAAGGGCCCAGCCUCGCCUACACGACCUGCAGCCCCCCGACCAGCCGAGGCUCCCCUCUUAGAUUUAUGAGUCUGUGGCCACUGGCAUCUGGCUGCCUGCCCGCCCUGCCUCCCCAGGGUCGCCUCAGGGCACGCCUGGGCUUUUUGAGCACCCACAGGGGCCUCCAGCGCCCCCUCCAGCCAUCUGUUUUAGCUCCGCGCUCCUGGUUCGAGCAGUGUUCUUCCUCCUGACUUUCUCCAUCAGGCCUGCUGGCCGCCAACGGGGGCCUCCCGAGGCUAGUGCUGGCCCUGGCCAGUGGACCCACAGCAGGGCCGUCAGGGAGGAGGGAAGCCCGAGAGGGCCAGGCAGUGUCAGGACUGGGGCUGUGCUGCUGGGUGCUGUGUGAGAGGUGGCGUGAGUGCAGGGGAGGCCCUCCCCAGCCUCCACCCCGACUCCCCGGAAGCCCGGGUCACCGCUCCAGCUCCUCCCCCAUCUUCCUUCCCCUGCCUGUCCAUCGCCUUUCCCAGAAAGCUCGUCCAGGUGCCCACCUGCCGCUGCUUCCCGCCCCUGCCCUGCCCACCAGGCGGGGGCCUGGCUGCUCUUGCCUUACCCGUCUCCUCCUCUCUCUCCGCUGUUCUCUCUGCUUUCUCUCCCACUGCCAGCCGAUCGGGUCAGGCAAGUCCGUCCCGUCCUGAGAGCCCCAGGCCCCCCUUCGACCUCUAACCAGAUCCCUCCUCUUCCUCGGAGACCUCCCUUUCCAAGCCCACCCGGACAGCUGUUCUGUGACUUCACGGUGGCCCCUCAGCCCCAAAGCCUCCCCUUCAUCUGUGACUUUCUGUGGUGUGGUGAGCUGACCCCUCCAGGCGUGACCUUGGUGAAAUUUGUGCCCCUCUGCGGUCCUGCUCCUGCCCUGUUCUAUAAAUAUCUAUAAAUACUCAUAUAUACACACACACGCACACGUAUAUAUACGUGUAUAUAUAUAUAUGGCUGACACAGCCUCGCCUCUAUGUUGGGAACUGGUCACCGUACUGUCCUUGUGGAUUCUGUGGCUCAGUGACAAGGGAUGGCUGUCACCCUGCCCUGCCCUGCCCCCUCCAGCGUGUGCCACUUCCUGUGAGCCGCCCUGCCCUGCCCAGCCUGCGGACAGCCAGCCCUGCUCCCUGGCCCCUCCCCGCCCGGCGUGGGGUGCUGUAGUGGCAGCUGUGUGGUCCCUGACCGUCUCCACCAGUCCUGCUGUCUCUUGGCUGAGAAUAAAGCCCGUUUCCACACGACGGGAACACUG